Pimephales promelas (fathead minnow) is the source of this 4501-nucleotide messenger RNA. RefSeq lists its product as uncharacterized. The record is from RefSeq and is a predicted model, not a curated record. Lineage: Eukaryota; Metazoa; Chordata; Actinopteri; Cypriniformes; Leuciscidae. Gene Ontology annotation, cellular component: extracellular matrix.
GAGAGUGAUGGAAUGAUUUAUCGAGUUCACUUUUCAGUUUAAGUCAUUCAUUUCUUUCAUGCAUUCAUUUCUUUCUUUCUUUUUUUUUCUGGAGGCAAUUUUAAAAGAGCAGGGCUCUGCAGACUGACACUUAUAUUCGAGCCCGGAGCGCUGGUUGGGAAUGUCGUGGAUUUGGAGGUGUUUGCCAGGACUGGUUCUCCUGAUGAACUCGCGAGCGGACGAGGACAUCCGAGCCGGCUGCAGCACUGCUGUUAAUGACCUGGUCUACAUCAUGGACGGCUCCUGGAGCGUGGGAGACGAGGACUUCGAGAUAGCCAAGCGUUGGUUGGUCAAUGUCACCAGUGGCUUCGACGUGAGCUCCCACUACUCUCAGGUCGGUGUCGUUCAGUACAGCGACACGCCCCGGCUGGAGAUCCCUCUCGGCCUCCACAAAACCACUCAGGAUCUCGUGAAAGCCAUCGAGGAGAUCAGCUAUCUAGGGGGAAACACGCAGACGGGCCGCGCCAUCAAGUUCUCCGUGGACCACGUCUUUGCGUCUUCGCAGCGGAGUGACGUGAAGAACCGUAUUGCCGUGGUGGUGACUGACGGGAAGUCGCAGGACGACGUUAUGGACGCUAGCGUGGAGGCGCGGGCGCAAGGGGUUACGGUGUUCGCGGUGGGCGUCGGUUCGGAGAUCACCACGUCCGAACUGGUGACCAUCGCUAACGCGCCGGAGGGGGAUUACGUGCUUUACGCCGAGGACUACACCAACAUCGACCGCAUCCGGGACGCCAUGGCACAGAAGCUGUGCGAGGAAUCUGUGUGUCCCACUCGGAUCCCCGUGGCGUCGCGGGACGAGAAGGGCUUCGAGCUGAUGCUGGGCAUGAAGAUCCAGCUGAAGGCCCAGAAGAUCCCGGGCUCGCUGCGGUCGGAGGACGCGUAUCUGCUGGACACCGGCACCGACAUCACGGAGAACACAAGGGAGAUUUUCCCCGAAGGCCUGCCGCCCUCGUAUGUGUUCGUGUCGACGCUGCGGCUGCGAGCGCCUUCGGUCGGGGAGAGGUUCGACCUGUGGAGGGUCCUGUCUAAAGAUGGACAGAUUCAGGCGGCGGUCUCGCUGGACGGCCGGGUCCGGGCCCUCGUCUUCACCACCACCAACACCGUUAAUGAGGAACAGGCCGUCACGUUUGAUGCUCCAGGUAUCGAGGCUCUGUUCGAUGGCCGCUGGCACCAGCUGAAGGUUCUGGUCCGGCCCAGACAUGUGACGUGUUUCCUGGACGACCGGCAGAUCCAGGAGCGAUCUCUGGAGCCGUCGGAGCCGAUCUUCAUCAACGGGGAGACUCAGAUCUCCAAGCGCUCGGGCUCGGACGCCACGCUCCCUACAGAGAUUCAGAAACUGAGGCUUUACUGUGACCCUCAUCAGAGCGAGAGAGAGACGGCGUGUGAAAUCUACUCUGUGGACGAUGAACGGUGUCCCCUGGAUCGAGAGCCCAGCGCGGGGCCCAGGGACGAGUGUGACUGCAGUGACGGGCCGCCGGGACCGAGGGGUGAGCGGGGGGAGACGGGCAGGGACGGUCCUGCGGGCCCCGGCGGGAAACCUGGACCUCAAGGUUCAAAAGGAGAGCCGGGAGAGCCAGGUGUGCCUGGAGAAAAGGGCGACGCCGGUGUAUCGGGACCGAGAGGCGAUCCGGGGCAGCAGGGAGUGAAAGGUGAGCGAGGGGAACGAGGGUUGCCAGGGGAACCGGGCCCGCCUGGACCAAUGGGAGCAACGAGACCAGUCAUUGGUAAGCCAGGAGAAAAGGGCGUGCAGGGGCAGAAAGGAGAACGAGGACCUCAUGGAGAGCCCGGGCCAAUGGGUGAACCAGGACUCCCUGGGAGCCACGGACCUGCCGGCUCUGCUGGGUCAAAGGGGGAGAGAGGAGACGUCGGGCCGUCGGGCGCAGAUGGACCGCAAGGCCUUCCAGGAAUCCGUGGGUUACCCGGUGAAGCAGGAGCGAUCGGACCGCAGGGCGCAGGAGGAGCCGUUGGCCAGAAAGGCUCGCCCGGACCGAGAGGACCUCCGGGCGCGCCGGGGCCGUCAGGGCCUCCUGGAGCACUCGGACCCCACGGACACAAGGGUGGAGUGGGAGAAAAAGGCAUUGCUGGUGAUCCUGGUACAGACGGUCAAAAGGGUGAGCGGGGCGAGGCGGGGCCUCCAGGAGUUCCCGGAGCCAUGGGCCUUCAUGGAUAUAAAGGACUCGAGGGAGAGAGAGGACAAGCGGGACCCAAAGGCCUUCAGGGGGAAAAGGGCAGCAGAGGUUCUCCUGGCUCUCCUGGCUCUCCAGGUGACGUCGGGCCGCGGGGAAGCAAAGGAGAGAAAGGUUCAUUGGGCGAGCCCGGGGUCAGAGGUCACGACGGGCCGAAGGGAGACGCGGGUCACACCGGUGUGAUCGGAGCGAGAGGAUUCCCGGGACAGGACGGUUUUCCGGGACAACCCGGCGCUCCGGGAUCUCCAGGGAAGCCUGGCAAGCCUCCGUCAGAGGAGCGUUUAAUGAGACUGUGUGGAGCCGUCCUGAGGAGCGAGCUGGCCCGGCUCCUGCAGUCGAUGGGUCCUCAGCGCUGUGAGUCCUGCGAGAGCAUUAAAGGGCCCCCAGGACACCCCGGGGCUCCAGGACCGAAGGGCUCCAGCGGGGCUCCAGGUUAUCCCGGCACACACGGGGCUCAAGGAUACCCAGGGCCCCCGGGGGUACAGGGGCCGCCAGGGGUCAAAGGAGACACGGGCCCUCGGGGGUUUAAGGGCACUAAAGGAGAGAGCAGACCGGGAUACCCAGGGCCCCCCGGAGACACCGGGAUCCAGGGUCCUCGCGGCACUGACGGCAUCGGCGCUCCGGGUCCGCCGGGAAUAACGGGGAAAUCCGGGACUCCGGGCGCUCCAGGGAAAGCGGGCCCUCAGGGGCCGAGCGGAGUGUGUGACAUGUCCAUCUGCUACCAAUCCUAUAACCUCAGGGACGAGCACUACAGGAAAGGGCCUGAGUACUGACACACACACACACACAGAGACGUGGCGCUGCGAUGGUGCGGUGAAACAUAAGUGGCCUUUAGAUGAAUAAUUCUGACAUUUAUAGAUUCAUAAACCUGCCGUUCAGUGCACAGCGGGCUUCGUGAACACCAUUAACACACGGCCAUAAGGUCAUUUGUGAAAUAAUACUGCAAGUGGAUGAGUGUUAAAAUGUCAUAAACAUAGCAAUUAACAGUAAUAUGUAUCGCCAUUACUUAUGAAUAUUUAGUAUUAAUAAAGCAAAUGGCUAUUGUUGCCAAACAAGGGAUCUGAGAUGCAAACAUUAAAAACAUUCAUUUGGUGCUCAGGAAGAUUAGGAAUAAAGAUGACAUGCAUUAAUACUGGGGAAACUGUUUGGACAAAAGUAUGUCUUGAUUUUCCUGAAACAGGGUUUUUUUUUUUCUAUUUUAAAGUAUUUAUUCCAUUUUGUGUGUGUUGAAGAAUCUCUUUUGGCUGUAACAUAUUUAAGAUAAGGUGUGAGAUACAAAUUUGACAUGUAAUUAUUUUAAAUAUUUUACAUUUAUUUGUGAAUCCAUGCAAACUGCUUGUUAUAAGUACGUUCCAGUGAAAUAUUUCAUUGUUGGAAAUUAUUGCUCUUUCUAAAUUUAUAUAUGACCAUUUGUUGUUACUUUAACAUUCAAUUGUAAUCUGUUGUUUGAUUCACUUGUUGAGGGUAAAUGGACUGCAUUUAUAUAACGCUUUGAUAGACCUAAUGGCCACCAAAGCGCUUUACAUUGCAGCUGGGGUCAGGUGGUCAGGUCAGGUGGAACCGGGGAUUGAACCACCAACCUUUCGGUUUGUAGACAACCCACAUGAACCACUGAGCCACUGCCGCCCCAUUUACUUGCUGAAACUAGUUUGAAAUGUCAGAGUGAGUCAGAAAUGAGUGGUGAAAGUCCAGAGAAGUGUAAAAGCGUGUGUAUCCCGAAGGGUUUGGUUGUUUUAUUGAAAAGCUUCAGGGAUUCUGGGAAAUUCCCAAAUGAUGCAGGUCUAAUUUGUCUUUGUAAAAUCUCUGAUUUGCUUUGUUCAAAUAAAGGGGAGUGGCUGAUCUGCGGUGUCAUGGCAACGCGUGAGUAAUUCUGGUGUCAUCAUAAACAGGAAGGGAGGAUUGUUACUAGAAAUGAUUCAGAUUUUUGACAAUCACACAUCCCCUGCUUUUGAUGAACUGGGCAGACAAACAGUGAAGGGUGUAUUAUAUGGUAAGUGUAAAUUCAUAAUUUGAAUGAUUUUUUUUUAGAUAACUCUUUAUAGUGAUACUCCAUCAUUAAUAACUAAUGCAGGAUGAAAGAGUAGUUACUACAUUAACAAUUCAGCUACUAUUAACUAAUAUAGAAACAAGCUUAACUAACCAGUAAGUAGUAUCAAAAUUAGGAGAUACUUCUAAAUAUCUACAAUAAUGAGAUUAGUUAACUUUCUCAGCCGUAAUCAGUCAUCGUUUUUACUCAAGUGUUGCCUAUAUUAUGCAGGAGCUACUGGAGAUCAUAA